AUGAUCCCAUCGGAACAGGAGACGGCUGUCUCGAACCGGACAAGCUGGCGGCCAUCCCGCGACAAUCCCAUCGCGACCGGCAUCGGAACGGAUAUCUUGGGUGGACUUCGCACGAAAGGGAAAUACAUACCGCUGGACCAAAGCGCAUCGGAGAGCGUCUGGGGGAUAGUACAUCUGUACCGUGAUGUGCAUGAGACACCAUACUUGAUCGAGGAUGACUAUCCUGCCGAAUUGAAAGGGUCCGCUGCCGCGGCGAGACAGCCAUUUGAUGAGAGGGGCAGUAGUCGAGCCUCGCGCCAGGAGACCAUGCCGAACGAGGACUGCACCACACUAUGCAUCCUUGCCGUUCCGUCGUACAUGUCCCCGUCUGACCUCUUGGGAUUCGUGGGCGAGACAACGAUGAACGACGUCAGUCAUUUCCGGAUGAUCAGGACAGCUCGAGCAAAUCGGUACAUGGUUCUGAUGAAGUUCCGCAGUGGGAAGAAGGCUAAAGAAUGGCAGAAGGAUUGGAAUGGGAAGGUGUUCAAUAGCAUGGAGCCCGAAACAUGCCAUGUCGUUUUCGUGAAGACGGUCGAGAUCCAAGCUGUCGGGCCGGCGACACUCUCUGAAGGCAGCAGUCAGCAGAGUGCGCUUGGAUCUCCUCACAAUACUACGGCCACUCCGGUUCGCACAGCGUCCGCUUCCACCUCCGCCGCUCCUUCGGCCACGCUCUCGUCCCGACCCCUCGCCCCUCCCACUCCCGCACUCAUCGAGCUACCAACAUGUCCCGUCUGCCUGGAACGGAUGGAUGAGACAACCGGUCUACUGACGAUCAUUUGUCAACACGUCUUCCACUGCACCUGCCUACAGAAAUGGAAAGGCAGCGGCUGCCCUGUGUGCCGCUACACCCAACAUGACCUUCGUCGAAGCAGCCAGGGGGCGAUGGCUGCCGAGGACGAAUCAGCCGAAUGUACGGUUUGUCAUUCCGACAUGAACCUCUGGGUCUGUCUCAUCUGCGGUAGCGUCGGCUGCGGGCGGUACGAUGGCGCCCACGCCUUCGCGCACUACAAGGAGACAUCGCACGCCUUUGCGAUGGACCUCGCCACGCAGCGCGUCUGGGACUACGUCGGCGACGCCUACGUCCAUCGCAUCAUCCAGAGCAAGACGGACGGUAAACUCGUGGAGCUCCCCGCCGCGGACAACAGCGCCCUCGACCCCCCGGACUGGACGGACGCCGUGCCGCGCGAGAAACUGGAGAACAUGAGCGUGGAGUACACGCAUCUCCUCACCAGCCAACUGGAGAGCCAGCGCGCCUACUUCGAAGAAGUGGUCGAGCGCGCCGUAGACAAGGCCUCGCAGGCUAGCGCGGCGGCGUGCACCGCGCAGGAAGCCGCAUCGCAAGCGGUCACGAGUCUGCACAAGUUGCAGACUCAGUACGUGAAGCUCACGGCGGAGACGAUCCCGGGCCUGGAGCGGGAUAAGUCCCGCGCGGAGAAGCGCGCGGAGCGGUUCGAGGCCAUGGCGCGCAAGUUGGAGAAGGAAUGGCGGGAAGAGAAGACGAUGAAUGAGAGCCUGAUGGAGCGCAUCCAGCAUCUGAGCGCCGAGGUGGAGGGCCUCAAGGUUGCCAAUGCAGACCUGACUGAGCAGAAUCGCGACCUCACGUUUUUCAUUAGCGGCUCCGAACGGUUGAAGGACCAGGGCGAGGAUGUGCAAGAGGGGACGGUCAGUGUACCUGAUCCGCCUAGUGGUGGUAGGAAGAAGAAAGGGAAGGGGAGGAGGAAGUAG
This is a messenger RNA of Aspergillus aculeatus ATCC 16872, 1764 nucleotides long. RefSeq names its product putative RING and UBP finger domain protein. Gene Ontology annotation, molecular function: ubiquitin protein ligase activity; zinc ion binding. Gene Ontology annotation, biological process: Ras protein signal transduction; protein ubiquitination. NCBI's taxonomy places the organism in Eukaryota, Fungi, Ascomycota, Eurotiomycetes, Eurotiales, Aspergillaceae. Bases 1 to 1764 code for a protein of 587 amino acids. The record is from RefSeq and is a predicted model, not a curated record. Gene Ontology annotation, cellular component: cytoplasm. The transcript has 2 exons.